AAGGAGAGCGAUCUUUUGCGUGAAGAGGUGUGCGUGCUUAAGUCUCCACUAUGGGCACGACGCGACUGCCUCGCCUGGUGCUGCGUUGGGUCUUCGUGUGCGCGCUUGCCAUCGUUUGCAACAACUGCAACCUCGACGUCGCUGCAUCCAUCGCACCUCGCUCAUAUUUUUCCAGCGCUCGCACGGCUCAGACGCCAAACGACCCUGUCAUCGCUGACGCUGCCAACUUUGCAGUGGAGCAGCUUCGAGACCUGUCGGACUCGGGCAUCUACCAGACCUUGUCGCUCGCGAAGGUUCACGCAGCAGCUACCGAGCUGGGGGAUUUACACUAUGUGAUUCACCUGCAAGUGGCGCUAGCGUCGCCGUAUUUCCGGAGUAAGCGCGAGGUGGAGGACUUCGAGAUGAUGGUGCUGGAGAGCAAGCCGCGCGUUGAAGAGCGCGUCGGUGGCAAGUACAACGCCACGCGCAGCAUUGCCAUCGACGAGUUCCCCGAGAUGGACGAGGACGCGAUUGAGAGCUUCUGGGUGAAGAUGGUGGAGGAGCGGAGGCAGCGGCGUCGCGAGCUGUUCGAGAAGUGGGAGCGUGAGGGAGAGACUGCGGAGGAAUCGCAUGCCGAGACCGAGUCUAGCAACUCCAAGAACGAAGAGCAGGAAACAAAGGCUUCAGUCAAGAAGGUGACCAAGAUGCUGACGAUCGAAGAGCUGCAAGCCAUGCCAGCAAAGCAGCUGCGGCAGCUGCUCACGGCGCCCGAGAGCACGGCGCCACUCCGCGCUGCCAUCUCCGCCAUUCUGGACGAGCGGCUAACGUUGCUGGAGCAGCGAGAAGAGGCUAUGAACCAGCAG
Phytophthora sojae is the source of this 842-nucleotide messenger RNA. RefSeq lists its product as hypothetical. NCBI's taxonomy places the organism in Eukaryota, Oomycota, Peronosporomycetes, Peronosporales, Peronosporaceae. The annotation marks the transcript as partial. The transcript is spliced from 3 exons. The record is from RefSeq and is a predicted model, not a curated record.